AUGUUUCCAACAGCUAAAAAUAUCAAUAUUCAAUUACCAACUAUACUAUUCAAUUACCAACUAUACCGCCACGUGGAGUCACCUGGUUGGAAAUUGGGUUGGGAUUGGAAAGGCCACGAAGUGAUAUGGGGAAUGUGGGGAGCUGAGGCAACUGAGCAAGGAAACUGUACUAGGUUUAAAGGAACAACACUCCCACAUUGUUGCGAAAAAAGUUCGGUGAUUGUUAAUCUUUUGCCUGGAGUUUCUUACAAUAUGCAAUCUCAAAAUUGCUGCAAAUCGGGUGUUUUAACUUCCAUGAAACAAGAUCCUUCAAAGUAUGGUGCCACUUUCCAGAUGAACGUAGGUCGUUCUUCUCCUUAUUAUUCUACUCAGUCAGAUUUCGAAAUGCCGGAAAAUUUCACUCUUGGACUUCCUGGUUAUACCUGUGGAGCUGCACAUGAAGUGAAGCCUAGUAGAUAUUCUUCAGACAGCGGCCGGAGAUGGACCCAAGUUCUUAGGACAUGGAAUGUGACUUGCAUCUAUUCUCAGUUUAUAUCAGCAGCAACCCCAAUGCUGAUAUCAGCAGCAACCCCAAAAUGCUGUGUUUCCUUGUCGGCUUUUUACAAUGAUACUAUUGUUCCUUGCCCUAAAUGUAGCUGCAGAUGCCAAGAGCAACCUGGAGCAAAAUGUGUAAAGUAUGGAGAGACACCAUCUUUGCUGCGAGAAAAGCAAGAUUCAAAUGAUGCAACCCCAGAAGUAGUAAGGUGUACACAGCACAUGUGCCCUAUAAGGGUACACUGGCAUGUGAAAGAGAGUUAUAAAGAGUAUUGCAGAGUUAAGAUGACAAUAAAUAAUCUAAAUAUAAUGAAAAAUUAUUCUCAGUGGAAUUUGGUUGUCUUACAUCCAAACUUUAAAAGCUUGUAUCAAGUAUUCAGCUUCAACUAUGAACCGCUUGGAAACAUCAAUGAUACAGGAAUGUUUUGGGGGAUUGAGUACUAUAAUGCCAUGUUACUACAAGAAGGUGAUAGUGGAAAUGUGCAAACAGAAAUUUUAUUGCACAAAGAUGAAGAUUUCACUUUUAGAGAAGGAUGGGCAGGAUGGGCUUUACCCAGAAGAGUUUUGUUUAAUGGUGAUGAAUGUAUGAUGCCACAACCAGAUGAUUAUCCAAGGCUACCCUAUUAUGCUCACACUAAUUUCAUAAUUAGUUCUAAUAAUUGA
Messenger RNA from Jatropha curcas, 1197 nucleotides. NCBI's taxonomy places the organism in Eukaryota, Viridiplantae, Streptophyta, Magnoliopsida, Malpighiales, Euphorbiaceae. The record is from RefSeq and is a predicted model, not a curated record.